Molecule: messenger RNA, 1440 nt
Organism: Lolium rigidum
Lineage: Eukaryota; Viridiplantae; Streptophyta; Magnoliopsida; Poales; Poaceae
Product: 1-acyl-sn-glycerol-3-phosphate acyltransferase PLS1
Exons: 11
Coding region: 93-1217 (374 amino acids)
Cellular component (GO): endomembrane system
Molecular function (GO): 1-acylglycerol-3-phosphate O-acyltransferase activity
Source: RefSeq, a predicted model, not a curated record
GAGCCGAACCACCACGCAUCUCACUCAUCGAACCACCGCUACCGGCGGAGAAGCGCGGUGCCUCCCAAGAUUGGAGGUGGCGGCUGCCAUCCAUGGCGGUUCCCCUCGUGAUCGUCAUGCUCCCCCUCGGCCUCCUCUUCCUUCUCUCCGGCCUCAUCGUCAACACCGUCCAGGCCAUCCUAUUUGUGUCAAUAAGGCCCUUCUCGAAGAGCUUUUACCGGCGGGUCAACAGAUUCUUAGCCGAGCUGCUGUGGCUUCAGCUCGUCUGGGUUGUGGACUGGUGGGCAGGCGUUAAGAUACAGUUCCAUGCCGACAAGGAAACAUACCAGUCAAUGGGUAAAGAGCAUGCACUUGUCAUAUCAAAUCAUCGGAGCGAUAUUGAUUGGCUUAUUGGAUGGAUUUUGGCACAGCGCUCAGGAUGCCUUGGAAGUACACUUGCUGUUAUGAAAAAAUCAUCAAAAUUUCUUCCGGUUAUUGGCUGGUCCAUGUGGUUUGCAGAAUACCUCUUUUUGGAGAGGAACUGGGCAAAAGAUGAGAAUACCCUAAAAUGGGGCCUCCAAAGGUUGAAGGACUUCCCCAGACCUUUUUGGUUAGCCCUUUUCGUUGAGGGUACCCGCUUCACUCCAGCAAAGCUUUUAGCAGCUCAGGAGUAUGCAGUUUCACAAGGCUUGCCAGCCCCUAGAAAUGUACUUAUUCCACGCACUAAGGGAUUUGUAUCAGCUGUAAGUAUUAUGCGGGAUUUUGUUCCAGCUAUUUAUGAUACGACUGUAAUAAUUCCAAAAGAUUCACCUCAACCAACAAUGCUACGGAUUUUGAAAGGGCAAUCAUCAGUGAUACAUGUCCGCAUGAAACGUCAUGCUAUGAGUGAGAUGCCGAAAUCAGAGGAAGAUGUUUCAAAAUGGUGCAAAGACAUCUUUGUGACGAAAGACACAUUAUUGGAUAAGCAUUUGGCCACGGGCACUUUUGAUGAAGAGAUUAGACCAAUUGGCCGUCCGUUGAAAUCAUUGUUGGUGACUCUGUUUUGGUCAUGCCUCCUUCUGUAUGGAGCUGUACAGUUCUUCAGGUGGACUCAGCUCCUGUCGACGUGGCAAGGAGUAGGGUUCACAGCUGCAGGGCUGGCGCUGGUGACAGGACUCAUGCAUGUGUUCAUAAUGUUCUCCCAGUCAGAGCGCUCCAGCUCGGCCAGGGCAGCGCGUGACCGAGUCAAGAAAGGUUGAAAGCGGUAACGAUGAUGUUACUCUAGAGCCUUACCAAGGGAGCACUACCAAUUUAAUGCGCGCUGACCCGCAUAGACUACAAACUUGGGGCUGUGAACCAGACUCAAAAUUAAUUUUGUUGCAGAAUCGUAUGGACUCAGACAGGGAGUUUACGAGAUUCGGUGAAGCAGCAAGUGUGACUUUGUCAGUAUGAACAUGUAGAAAUUUGCAUUUUAGCACAGCA